AAAUGGGAGAUACCUCCAAAGGAAUCAGUACUGAAGAUGGCAUGUCUGCAUCAUGGAAAAUGGGAGAAACAAGUGGCACUUAUGCUAAGGAAAUUACUCUGGAGCAGAAACAACAGAUUCUUCAGUUGCCAACCCACGUGGAAGUGGAAUACUGGAAAAAGAAGAUGCAACAAAUAGAACGGCAGCUGAAAUGCUUGGCAUUUCAAAAUCCAGGACCGCUUCUAGCAGAUUUCAACCCUGAAACUCGGGAGCAGCAAAAGAAAGCUUGCAUGUCAAUGAUAAACCAGGAUUGCUUUAAUAAUACAAAGAAAACUGUGAAGAAAUAUGACAAACAUGGCCAGCUGCUUUCCAACAAAACAGAUUUGUGUGACUGCCUGGAGAAGAACUGCUUGGGCUGCUUCUAUCCUUGCCCUAAAUGCAAUUCUACGAAAUGUGGCGUAGAGUGUCGUUGUAACAGAAAAUGGACUUAUGAUGAGAUUCAAACCGAGGCUGGGCAAAUUGUUAGAUUUCCAUUUUGAGUCACCUAGCAAUAUUUUUUGUUCUGCUCUAUGUGACAAAAAAUGCUUUCAAAAAUUCAUGUACUCCAUAAUUAGAUAAAGAUACUGUUCAGCCUGUAUUUCUCAAAGGUUUAAUUUCUGUUGUAGUUAAUAAAUUUAAAAAGAAAAUUA
This is a messenger RNA of Heteronotia binoei (common prickly gecko), 668 nucleotides long. It is a transcript of the gene ARL14EPL, whose product is annotated as ADP ribosylation factor like GTPase 14 effector protein like. NCBI's taxonomy places the organism in Eukaryota, Metazoa, Chordata, Lepidosauria, Squamata, Gekkonidae. The transcript has 4 exons. The record is from RefSeq and is a predicted model, not a curated record. Gene Ontology annotation, cellular component: intracellular membrane-bounded organelle. Bases 3 to 518 code for a protein of 171 amino acids.